UCCGACCUCCUGUGAGGACAUACCAGAGGGUGGUGAAUUGGAGGUCUCGAGCAGGCAUGUCAGCACAUAAAGUGGCCUUGGAACUUGGGACCAGCAAGAAAAUUAACAUCUACAUGGAUAGCAGGUAUGCCUUUGCCACAGCCCAUGUCCACGGGGCUAUAUACCAAGAGAGAGGACUGACUGCUCACGUCAGAGGAAAUCUUGGAUCUCUUGGAUGUCCGGAUGAAGCUGGCAACUGUGGAGCCCUUGUCGAGACCUUGCCCGCCCCGGAACUUCGACUUUCCAGCUCAGCUGAGGAGGUCGCUGUUCUCCGCGCCACCUCGCCGGCCUGUUCCCCGAUGCUACGCGCCCUGCCCCGCGCGCUGCGCCUCCCGCGCCCCUGGAUGUCCCCAGGGGCCCGCGACUGUGCCUCCCAUGCGACGACCAGGACACCCGAAAUCCAAGUGCAGGCGCUGACAGGUCCCAACCAAGGAAUCACUGAGAUUCUGAUGAACAGACCUCAUGCCCGCAAUGCCUUGGGAAAUGUGUUUGUUAGUGAGUUGCUGGAAGCUCUGGCCCAGCUUCGGGAAGACCAGCAAGUGCGAGUCCUGCUCUUCAGAAGUGCAGUAAAGGGUGUGUUCUGUGCAGGUGCAGACCUGAAGGAACGGGAGCGGAUGGGUGCUGUGGAGGUGGGGACCUUUGUCCAGCGGCUCCGAGGCCUGAUGAAUGAGAUCGCAGCCUUCCCUGCGCCCACCAUUGCAGCCAUGGACGGGUUUGCCUUAGGUGGGGGCUUGGAACUUGCCCUGGCCUGUGACCUCCGAAUAGCAGCUUCCUCGGCUGUCAUGGGGCUAAUUGAGACCACUCGAGGACUUCUCCCAGGAGCAGGAGGGACUCAGAGACUGCCCCGCUGCCUGGGCGUGCCCCUAGCAAAGGAGCUCAUCUUCACAGGCCGGAGACUGAAUGGGGCACAGGCUCACGAGUUGGGCCUGGUAAAUCAUGCUGUGGCUCAGAAUGAGGAGGGUGAUGCUGCCUACCACCGGGCCCUGGCCUUGGCACAGGAGAUCCUGCCCCAGGCUCCCAUUGCUGUGCGCCUGGGCAAAGUUGCCAUCGAUCGAGGAAUGGAGGUGGACAUUGCAUCAGGGAUGGCCAUUGAACAGAUGUGCUAUGCCCAGAACAUCCCAACCCAGGACAGGCUGGAAGGAAUGGCAGCCUUCAGGGAGAAACGACCCCCUAAAUUUGUGGGCAAGUGAUCCAGCUACCUUUAAGCACACACCAUAAAGCCUAGGAUCCAGAGGAAAAGUUUACAGCAGGCUAGCUCAGCUUCUUCACAAGGACGACAGACAUUGUGAUUAGCAUGGUGCCUAGAACCAAGGUGCUGACCAUGCCACCCACUGCCACCUGGCCUGCCUGGUUCUCUGCACUCAAAUAAACUUUGGGUCUGUGUCACUGGCUCUGAUCAUCAUGGAUAGAACAGUGAGGACAUCUUCACUUCCUCUCACAAAGUAAAUCCAGCCAGGUUUAUUUGAGAUAGUGUCAGAUUCCAGCUCUCUGCAGGUAACACAGGGAAUUCCGGGCAAAUCAUUUAACCUCUCUAGAAUUCAGCUUUUGUAUCUGGAAAUGAUCGUUUCUGAUGACUUAAAAUCCUUGUGUUCAAUAAAUAUGCUGCACCUGUAA
Grammomys surdaster is the source of this 1653-nucleotide messenger RNA. It is a transcript of the gene Echdc2, whose product is annotated as enoyl-CoA hydratase domain containing 2. Gene Ontology annotation, molecular function: enoyl-CoA hydratase activity. The record is from RefSeq and is a predicted model, not a curated record. Bases 57 to 1229 code for a protein of 390 amino acids. The transcript has 12 exons. NCBI's taxonomy places the organism in Eukaryota, Metazoa, Chordata, Mammalia, Rodentia, Muridae. Gene Ontology annotation, biological process: fatty acid beta-oxidation. Gene Ontology annotation, cellular component: mitochondrion.